This is a messenger RNA of Sphaerodactylus townsendi, 2200 nucleotides long. It is a transcript of the gene SLC61A1, whose product is annotated as major facilitator superfamily domain containing 5. Gene Ontology annotation, biological process: molybdate ion transport. Gene Ontology annotation, cellular component: membrane. Bases 315 to 1673 code for a protein of 452 amino acids. The record is from RefSeq and is a predicted model, not a curated record. Gene Ontology annotation, molecular function: molybdate ion transmembrane transporter activity. The transcript is spliced from 3 exons. NCBI's taxonomy places the organism in Eukaryota, Metazoa, Chordata, Lepidosauria, Squamata, Sphaerodactylidae.
UCUUCCAAUAUGGCGGCCGCCGGUGUGGCUCUUCCGGGUCUGCUAGGCGGUAGCGGAAAUGAGGGCUUGAAUGCAGCGUGAGCGCACCUGGAGGAGAGGCUGAGUGAAGUGGGCGAUCCAGGCACGUCGGUGGGAGUUGCGUGGCUGAGCCGGAUUGAAAAGUCGAGAAGGAAGAGCCGCAUCUCGUGUUCCUGCUGAGCCAAUUGGGAGUUGAAUAGAGGGAUUCCUCGGUCCUAGAGAAGGUUUGGUGAAAGCUGUGAUUCAGGUGCUUUGGGAGGAGAUCCUGGGAAAUGCACAUGAUGAUUUGAAGCACCAUGCUGGCCGCUGCCUAUGUCGCUUUUGCUUUCCUUCUGGUGAUAUGCAUUGGCCUCGAAUUCUCCGCCUGCCGUUCCAAGCUCACUGGCAGGUCUUGCUCCAACCCAGCUUUCUUGCGGUUCCAGGUGGACUAUUAUCAGGUCUACUUCUUGGCUCUUGCGGCUGAUUGGUUGCAAGGACCUUACCUGUAUAAACUGUACCAACACUACCACUUUCUGGAGGCUCAGAUCACCAUCAUCUAUGUCUGUGGCUUUGCCUCAACAGUCCUGUUUGGGCUGGUCUCCUCUUCCCUGGUUGACCGCUUGGGCCGUAAGAAAUCCUGCAUCCUCUUCUCCUUGACAUACUCUGUCUGUUGCCUCACAAAACUCUCUUGGGAUUAUUUUGUGCUGAUCAUUGGGAGGAUAUUGGGUGGGCUGUCCACCGCCUUGUUGUUCUCCGCCUUCGAAGCCUGGUAUGUGCAUGAACAUGUGGAGCGCUAUGACUUCCCAGUGGAGUGGAUUUCUGCCACUUUCUCUAAGGCAGCAUUCUGGAACAGCGUUAUUGCCAUUGGAGCAGGGGUGGUGGCCAAUGUCUUUGCCGAAUGGCUGGGCUUGGGCCCAGUGGCUCCUUUUAUGGUGUCCAUUCCCUUCCUUGUGAUGGCUGGUGUCUUGGCUAUGAAGAACUGGGAUGAGAAUUACGGCAAGAAGCGAGCACUUUCCAAGACUUGUACCGACGGCUUGAAGUGUCUCCUCUCUGACCGCCGGGUCCUGCUGUUGGGCACCAUCCAAGCCUUGUUUGAAAGUGUCAUCUACAUCUUCAUUUUCCUCUGGACGCCUGUCUUGGAUCCCUACAACCCACCCCUGGGCAUCAUCUUCUCCAGUUUUAUGGCAGCCAGCAUGGUGGGCUCAUCACUCUACCGUAUUGCCACCUCCAAGAAAUACCACCUGCAGCCUAUGCACAUACUUUCUCUCUCAGUCCUGAUGGUUUUCUUUUCUCUUUUCAUGCUGACUUUCUCGACCAACCCUGGUCAGGAGAGCCCUUUGGAAUCCUUCUUGGCCUUUCUCCUCAUCGAACUCUCCUGCGGACUCUACUUCCCUUCCAUGGGAUUUCUCCGGCAGAAGGUAAUCCCUGAGAAGGACCAGGCUGGCGUAAUGCAUUGGUUCCGCGUCCCUCUCAACUUGCUGGCCUGCCUUGGCCUGCUUAUCCUCCAUGACAGUGACUACAAGACGGGCACCAGGAACAUGUUCACCAUCUGCUCUGUCAUGAUGGUGAUGGCCCUCCUGGCAGUUGUAAGCCUAUUCACCGUGGUCCGUAACAAUGCAGAACUCAGGAUGCCCAGCCCAGCAGGUCACAGUGAGGCCUCUUCUCCUGAACUCUGACCUUGAGUCCUGAAAUAUUGUACUGGGUGAACAGACUUUGAUGCUCAGAUGUAGUUCGGUUGUCUUUCAUCUGUUGACGUGCCAGCAGAGGAUUUUGGAGAGGACUCCACAGAGAGCAUCCUGAGCCUCUGCUCAAUACUGUGUAUCUUCCAUAUGGGAGGAAUCCUUUUUAAAAAAAACACACAUUUUUUUUGCUCUUUCCUACAAAGGUAGUCCCAGCAGACUGUGGUCAAAUCCCUGGCAAACAUUGCUUUCUUCUGUACUUUGAAGUUCUUGAUUCCAAGAGCUUUUUGACUUCUGCUAGCAAAGCCCUGGGGCCGUCUCCUACCACUAUCUCCUGUAGUGGUCAAGAGAGGAUUGGUGGUGGCAAAUUAGGAUGCAGCCUCUUUUUAAAAAAUUAAAAAUGAGCAGUGGGGGUGAUAGGUAUCAAUAUUUAUCAGUAUUGGACUGGGUCACUAUAUCAGCUGGAUUCCAUAUUGUUUAUCCUGUGCUUUUUUAAAUAAUAAAAAUAAAAUAUAUAAACCUUU